Molecule: messenger RNA, 222 nt
Organism: Nematocida minor
Lineage: Eukaryota; Fungi; Microsporidia
Exons: 1
Coding region: 1-222 (73 amino acids)
Source: RefSeq, a predicted model, not a curated record
AUGCUCCAGCUCAUAAUAGUUGUGUUUGGCCUGUACAUAGUCUAUCUCCUGGAGACACAGCAUACUGAAGCAGCCAAGAGAAAAGACCUUGAGAACGAGGUAGAGAAGCUGAAAGAAGAGCUGAAGAAAUACAAAGUGUACGAGAGAAACUACCAAAAUCUAAAGAAGUCCUAUUUAGACCUAUUGGACAAGGCGGUAAAACAGAAAAAAAAAGGAGAAUAA